GAAUAACAAAAAAUUUAAGGCCUGAGAUUUAUUUUAAGAUUAUUCGGCUUUUUAAAGAUCUUUUUUUAUCCCAUAAAUUAAAUAACUAAAUAUGUAAAGUAAAUCACUGAUUUAGAAAAUUUACACGUUUUUAUCGCAACUUAUAAGAAUGAUUCUACUCACUCCCAACAAUAUUUUUUUUUAAACCCGUUCAGGAUGUUAAGCGAAUACGAAAAGAAACGUUUAAAAAACAUAGAAACAAAUAAACAAAUUUUACGUGAACUAGGUUUAGAAAGACCACCUACUAUAGAAGGUUAUGUGAAAAAAACUAGUAAGCCAAAUAAUCGUAGAGCUGCAAAUACUAAUAGGAAUAAGGAUACUACAAGUUCAGAAACCGGUGAUGAUUCGAUAUCACGUGGGAGAGGGAUAAGAAGAUCAUCGCGGUUAGCGAAACUGCCCGCUAAAAGUUUUGAAGAAAUUGAAGUCGUUGAAAGAAAACGUGAUUCAUAUAUUUCCAAAAAGGAUCUUGAUUGGAGAAAAUAUCGUCCUAAUCCAAAACGAUUUGGCGAAAUUCCUGAUGUAGAAGUUGGAGCUUGGUGGGCAACUCGUAUGGAAUGUAGUCAUCAAGGAGUUCACGCACCACCUGUGGCUGGGAUCGCAUUUGCUGAAAGUGAAGGAGCUUAUAGCGUUGCUUUAUCGGGAGGAUACGAAGAUGAUGUUGAUUGGGGAGAAGCGUUCACCUAUACUGGUUCUGGUGGCAGAGAUUUAAAGGGAACGAAGAACAAUCCAAAGAAUUUGAGGACUGGACCUCAGACAAAGGAUCAAAUUUUAUCUGCCGGGAAUUUGGCUCUUAAAAUUUCAUGUGAAACUAAUAAACCCGUCCGAGUAAUUAGAGGACACAAAUUAGAUAACGAAUUUGCACCUAAAGAAGGUUAUCGGUAUGAUGGUUUAUAUACUGUUGAAAAAUGGUGGGAAGAAACUGGGUUAUCAGGAUUUAAAGUUUUCAAAUAUGCAUUUAAGAGAAUGGCAGGUCAACUUCCAUUAGGAACUUGUGAAAAGAGCGUUAAAUAAAUUCCUUAGAAAUUCGUUUAAUAAACACUGAAUCUUUGUUUUACCCCUCGGACUUCUUCGUAAAUCUGAAUCUUAAAUGUAUAACUUAUAUCAAAGGUUUCUUACCAAAAAGCAUCGCCAAGUAUUGGGAAUUAAUUCUUUAGGGUUUCUUACUCUUGCUUUUAAUAUUAAACUUUAAUUUAAAAAAGAAAAUAAUGUAAAAACUUUUUACAAAAAAAGAAUUUAUUUUUUCAAUUAG
Rhizophagus irregularis DAOM 181602=DAOM 197198 is the source of this 1288-nucleotide messenger RNA. The record is from RefSeq and is a predicted model, not a curated record. NCBI's taxonomy places the organism in Eukaryota, Fungi, Glomeromycota, Glomeromycetes, Glomerales, Glomeraceae.